GUUUGUAUAACAAAGGAUUUAUUUAUCUUGAUGUACCGAUAUCUGAUGACAGCUGUAUAGCAGUGCCACCACUUGAAGGUUUUGUGAUGAACAGAGUACAAGGUGAUUACUUUGAAACACUCCUGUACAAGAUAUUUGUUUCAAUAGAUGAACACACUAACGUGGCAGAGCUUGCAAACGUCCUAGAGAUUGAUUUAUCUUUAGUAAAGAAUGCUGUGUCCAUGUAUUGUCGGUUAGGCUUUGCUCAUAAAAAAGGCCAAGUAAUAAACCUGGAUAAUCUUCAUCCAUCAUGGAAGAACGUUCCCUCAGUAAACAGACUGAAGAGUACUUUGGACCCUCAAAAGAUGCUGCUUUCAUGGGACAGUGGGGAAAACAGAAGUUCUAUACAGGAAGCUGGGUCAUCAGCCACAGAUACAGAUACCAACAGUCAAGAUGAUCCAGCUGAAACAGCCAGCGUGAGCAGCCUGAACCUGUCUAGUGGACACACAAAGCGUAUUGCCUUCCUGUUUGAUUCUACUCUCACUGCCUUUUUAAUGAUGGGAAAUCUGUCACCAAACUUGAAAAGUCAUGCAGUCACUAUGUUUGAAGUUGGGAAACUGUCAGAUGAGAGUCUUGACAGCUUCUUGGUGGAGCUGGAAAAGGUUCAAAGCACAGGUGAAGGGGAAGCUCAGCGGUACUUCGAUCACGCUCUUACACUGAGAAACACUAUACUGUUUUUGCGGCAUAACAAAGACCUAGGGGCACAAGCUGUACUGCCUGAUCAACCAAGUAAUGGGUUUCCCUUGGACCUCUUAAGAUGUGAGAGUUUGCUCGGCUUGGAUCCAGCUACGUGCAGCAGAGUUCUCAACAAAAAUUAUACUCUGUUGGUUUCCAUGGCACCACUCACCAAUGAAAUUCGGCCUAUUAGCAGCUGUACACCCCAGCAUAUUGGACCUGCGAUACCAGAAGUCAGUUCAGUUUGGUUCAAACUGUAUAUUUACCAUAUAACUGGACAAGGACCGCCCUCUCUGUUGCUUUCUAAAGGAACACGUCUUCGAAAACUUCCAGACAUUUUUCAGGGUUAUGACCGCUUACUAAUAACAUCUUGGGGUCAUGAUCCAGGAGUAGUUCCUACUUCAAAUGUGCUCACAAUGUUGAAUGAUGCUUUAACACAUUCUGCUGUUCUGAUUCAGGGUCAUGGCCUGCACGGAAUGGGGGAAACAGUGCACAUACCUUUCCCGUUUGAUGAAGCUGAGCAACAGGGAGACUUCUCUCGUGUGAACAUGGGCAUUCAUACCGCUUUAAAAAUACUGAGAAACAAAGUAGACCUGCAGCAUUUUUGUGGCUAUGUCACUAUGUUGAAUCCUUCAAGUUGGCACGCUAACAGAAAGCUGAGCGAUGCUUCUGAUGGAAGAGGAGAGGCUGAACUAGUAUCAGGAUCUGAUGUAAACGGGAGCACAGAAUCAUUUGAGAUGGUAAUAGAAGAAACCUCAGUGGAUUCUGCAGCCAAGCAAAGCCUUGAAGUACCCACAACAGAACUGGAAUGGGUUCCCCUGGAAUUAUGCUUUGGCAUUCCACUCUUCAGCUCGGAGUUGAAUCAGAAGGUCUGCAGAAAAAUUGCCGCUCAUGGAUUAUGCAGGAAAGAAAG
Molecule: messenger RNA, 1627 nt
Organism: Eurypyga helias (sunbittern)
Lineage: Eukaryota; Metazoa; Chordata; Aves; Eurypygiformes; Eurypygidae
Gene: FAM91A1
Product: family with sequence similarity 91, member A1
Exons: 15
Biological process (GO): intracellular protein transport
Cellular component (GO): trans-Golgi network; cytoplasmic vesicle
Source: RefSeq, a predicted model, not a curated record